UCAUAUGACUGUCUCACAAAUGGAGUCCGUGUGCUGUAGUCGAGUGUGCCUCAGGAAUUAAACACAAAAGGGAGUUUUCCUUCAAAUCGUGGGUCCAUUAUGGCCCCCACGCUGUUUCACAAGCUCUUCAACAAAAAAAAUGCGCUUUCACCGCCCGCGAAGAGCAGCAAAGAGGACCAGGUGUUCAGCUGGUCCUCGCCGGAGCUGGAGCCCAGUCAGAUCCGCCUGAUCGUGUAUCAGGACUGCGAGCGGCGCGGCAGGAACGUCCUCUUCGACUCCGACACCCGGAAGAGAAGCAUGGAAGAAGCUCCCGUCACGAGGGUGUGUGUGGAGACGCCGGGGAAGUGUUGUGCGCUGAGACCCACGGGUGGCAGCUCCAGUUCUCUGGACAGCAGCUCCUCCGAGCCCAGAGACCAGACCCGCUUCCAGGCCUCGUCGCGCUGCGCGUCGGACGCUAACAUGCUGGGGGAGAUGAUGUUCGGCUCGGUGGCUAUGAGCUACAAGGGCUCCACGCUGAAGAUCCACCAGAUACGAUCUCCUGCACAGCUGAUGCUCAGUAAAGUGUUUACAGCCAGGACGGGCGGCAGUGCCUACGGGAGCCUGAACACGCUUCAGGACAGCCUGGAGUUCAUCGGCCAGGACUCCGGCGCGCUCCGGCCCGAGCACAACAGCGGCUUUCUGGGAAGCAUAGGUUUCUCUCAGCUCUGCAGCCCGCGCCGGGCGCUCUCAGAGCAAGGCCCUCUCCGCCUCAUCAAGAGCGCCUCUUUCUUUUCAGGUCACAGUAACCCGAUGGACAUGCCGGGCCGAGGGCCGUUCGAUGAGCGGGACAGUGGGAUCGCUCGCUCAGCGUCUCUCAGUAGUCUGCUGAUCACCCCGUUCCCGUCCCCGGGCUCGUCUCUCGCCAGUAGCUGUGCCAGUAGCUACCAGAGGCGCUGGUUACGCAGCCAGACCACCAGCCUGGAGAACGGCGUCUUCCCCCGAUGGUCUGUGGAGGAGAGCUUCAACAUGUCUGACGAGAACAGCGGGCCGAGUCUGGGCGUCGCCAGGAAGAAGAAGAUCGCCAUCGGGGUCAUCUUCCUGCUCUCGCCCAAUGAGGAAGAAAACGCCAAGUUCCAGGACUUCUUCUUCUCCCACUUUCCGCUCUUCGAGAGCCACAUGAACAAACUCAAAAGUGCCACCGAGCAGGCGAUGAUCCUGAGCCGCCGCUCAGCCGACGCCAGCCAGAGGGCUUUGGCCUACAGUCGAAUGGUGGACGGCCUCAAUGAGUUCAGGACGACCAUCUGCAACCUGUACACGAUGCCCCGCGUGUCCGAGCCCGUCUGGCUCACCAUGAUGUCGGGUCCGCCUGAGAAGAAGCAGCUGUGCGGCCGCUUCAUGAGGGAGCUGGCGCUGCUGAUGGAGCAAGCCUCCAAGAACCAAUUCCUCCCAGCGCUGCUCACUGCAGUUCUCACGAACCACCUCGCCUGGGUCCCCACGGUCAUGCCCAACGGCCAGCCGCCCCUGAAGACCUUCCUGGAGAAGCACUCCUCGCCCAGUGUGGACAUGCUGGCCAAAACACACCCCUACAACCCCCUCUGGGCACAGCUGGGUGACCUGUACGGUGCGAUCGGCUCCCCGGUGCGCCUGUCCCGUACGGUGGUGGUGGGCCGGCGCCAGGAGCUGGUCCAGCGUCUCCUCUACGUGCUGACGUACUUCAUCCGCUGCUCGGAGCUGCUGGAGAUGCACCUGCUGGAGAGCGCCGAGGACGAGGCCAUCGUCAUGCCCGGCUCGCUCAUCACCACCUCGCUGCGGCCCGGAGAGGUGGAGGACUCCGAGUACGUGCUGGUCACCGUGCACAAGCCCAGCCAGGACUACCUGACCCACGGUGCCGAGGCUGAGGACGGGGCGCAGAGCAGGUCGUACAUGGAGGCCGAGGUUUCAGACGAGCACACCCAUGCCACCGCCCCGGACGGAGACGCUCCCGUCUGCAGGGCGGCGGAGAGUCCGCGGCUCGAGACUCGCCUGGAAACCGUGGUGAAGAUCGGAUCCACCUCGCAGUGCGAGAGAAGAACCUCGCUCGAGGUUUCAGCAGACGUGCCUGAGGUUAAAACUGGCGAGCCAGCCAGGGUCCUUCAUUCCCCAAACGCCCUGCUCGAGAAGAAGCCGCCCGACAAGAGCUCGACCUUUCAUCACAACGAGAACGAACCCUCUUCCAAAGUCACAUUCCUCAUCGGAGACUCCAUGUCUCCUGAAUCUGACAUGGAGAGUCGCCAACUAAAGGUGGAGGAGGAGAUCAAGAAACACAAGAAGCUUCUCAAAGACAACCAGCAGAGGUUGUGUAACGCCGAGGCCAAGCUUAAACUGGACCAAAUCAAGAGUGCUCCGUCCCUCACUAGAAAGAUGUCUCAGUGGGGGCCAAGAGUGCAAGGGGACUGCACGGACAUGUUCGACGAGUAUUUCAAUGAGGACAACCCUGUGGAGACCAGGACUAUUGAUGAUGUCUAUCCGAAAGCUGCACAGACAGGGACUGAAACCUGCUGUUCUGCUGAGCAGGACAAGGGCAUCGAGAUCUCGCUGAGUGUGCCUUCGCCAGCGACAGUGGUGGACCAGAAGAAAGCUCUCCCGCUGAACGACUGGGAGAUCCCGCGCAACGAGAGCUCGGACAGCGCGCUGGGCGACAGCGAGAGCGAGGACGCCGGACAGGAGCUGCAUCGGCACGAGUCCGACGGCCCGUUCUACAGCGACGAGCACAACGACUGGCAAGAUGAGCUCCAGGUGCCCUUACCCGGGGAGAAGCUGGUGGAGAACUUCUCUAAACCGAGCAUUGCCAACUUUGGGAGGUCAUUGUUUGGUGGGUACUGUCCCACAUAUGUUCCAGACUUUGUUCUGCACGGAGCGCCCAAUGAUGAGAAACUGAGGCAGAACCUGGUGUCGGAUCUGGCCCAUGCGGUUCAGCACCCGGUGCUGGACGAGCCGCUGGCGGAGGCCGUGUGCAUCAUCGCAGACACUGAUAAGUGGAGCGUUCAGGUGGCCAGCAGCCAGAGACGCCCCUCCGACAAACUGGGCCAGGAAGUGCUGGUGUCCAGCCUGGUGUCCGGCCUGCUCCAGUCCACCAUCCAGCUCUACAGACUCAACCUGUCGCCCAACUUCUGCAUCAUGCAUCUGGAGGACCGUCUGCAGGAGCUGUACUUCAAGAGCAAGAUGCUGGCGGAGUACCUGAAGGGUCAGACCCGAGUGCACGUGAAGGAGCUGGGCAUGGUGCUGGGGAUCGAGUCGAACGACCUGCCUCUGCUAGCGGCCAUAGCUAGCACACACUCGCCGUACGUGGCCCAGAUCCUCCUGUAGAGCGACACCGGGGUCAUCAGGGUCAUCAGGGUCACGGGGUCGGGGUGAGCAGACUGCAGGACAGAUGCUCGUCACCAAACCCACAGAUUCCCAGAAUCCCUCUCAGGACGAUCACUUUCUCACAACGUCUGAAUGUAGAAGCCAAAGAAGCGCUUGUGUUCAUGAACACACACUGCAGCCGUCGUGAACACACACUGCGUCGCGGCGCUGCUUCUCAUCAGCAGAGGAAGCAAAGACUGUUAAAAUCAGUUUUAUGAUUUUAAUUACAUUAAUAUUCUCGAUGGACUGUGGCAGUGAGUGAAAUCCUCUUCUGUGUUUACAAGAGAACCUACCCUGUUGUUUCCAGAGCUCUACCUCACACACACACACUUUUCUAACAUGUUAAAUGAAACACUUGUCGUGUGUGGUUCACUAAAGAGGAGCCCACGGCACGAUCUCCCAUGGACGAGCUCUGAGGAUUCGACGUUUUGUUGUUUUGUUUUCCGGCAAAGUCACUUUAGCGGUAACAGACGUGUUUACCUGUCCCGCGAGGAACAUCAGCAACUCCUGUGUUAUUAUUACUGUUAUUAUUAUUGUUAUGUUAUAUUUGACUGUCUGGGAAUACGUCGGGAGGCAGAUCUGACGCUCACUCACUACAGUGGACUUAUUUCGUAACACUGAUCCAGGGUCAUUCAACAAUCAUGUUCAGGACUGAAACGCUGGAUCUCGUGUAACGAGUGUGUGUGUAGCGUGCAGACAGAGUGUUUACUGAUGAAUAUGAGCGGAAUGGGUGAAAGAUGCAUAUGCGGUUAUUAACUCUUUCCCCGCCAUUGACAGAACCUCCCGUCUGUGUGUGUGUGUGUGUGUGUGUGUGUGUGCUUUUACACACCUCUGAGAGAGGACUGGCUCUCCUGAUCGAAACAUGUGAAGAAGCAGAAACAAGCCAUUGAGUUUUUGAAAAGCAACAUUUUGAACAAAA
Messenger RNA from Pimephales promelas (fathead minnow), 4282 nucleotides. It is a transcript of the gene fnip1, whose product is annotated as folliculin interacting protein 1. The record is from RefSeq and is a predicted model, not a curated record. Gene Ontology annotation, cellular component: cytoplasm. NCBI's taxonomy places the organism in Eukaryota, Metazoa, Chordata, Actinopteri, Cypriniformes, Leuciscidae. Gene Ontology annotation, molecular function: ATPase inhibitor activity; protein-folding chaperone binding.